GCCACCGUGUUCCGCAGGUAAAAACGUGCCCACGUUUCUUGGGCACCCGGUUGGGAUCAUAUUUUCAUAUGAUAAGCCUUAAACAUACCCCCAUCCCUGCUCUUGGGUCUGACUAUUUUUUGCCCCAUUCUUUGAAUCGGUUUUUUACCCUUUAGUGGAUUAUCAUGACGUUAGAUAUCGACUUGUUUCGACCGGAAAAGGGCGGUGAUCCCGCCAAAGUGCGUCAGAAUCAGAUCAACCGAUUUGAUGACCCGAAAGCCGUGGAAAAAGUCGUGGCAGCCGAUGAACAAUGGCGAAAAGCACGACAUGAAGCGGAUAACUGGAACAAGCUCAAGAAUCUGGCCUCCAAAGCCAUUGGUGAAAAGAUGAAGGCCAAUCGAGGCGGCCCCAAAGUAUCCGAAUCCACUCCAACCUUCAACAAUAAGUGGGUUUGGAUUUUGAGUCCGUCCACUGGCACUCCUCCUCCGCCCUCUGAAAUGUUAGCCGCCCUUGAGACGCAUUUGACUGUGCGUAGUUACAUGGAAGGUCACUCGCCCACGCACAUCGAUGCCGAGCUCUUUAGAGUGGUCACACCCGUGCUCGAGGAAAUCCAGUCCAGUGGACCAUUUCACAAUGUGGCGCGAUGGUAUCGGCAUAUCGACAGUUUCGGGCCCGAAGCUCGGAAAUUAUUUCCGAAAAAAGAGGCUGUCGGCUCGGAUGAGGCUCUUCCCUCCGAAGUCACCGCCAAUCUAUCUACACUCACCAAAGAGCAAUGUGAGCCCUUGACCGUGACUCAAAUCAAGCGGAUUCGCACGUUGAUCGACGAGGCCAUCGUUAAAAACAACGAGGAUCUUCAACGAUAUGCCGAUGAGCGGGACAACAUCUUGAAGGAGAUCGCCAAUUGGGUUCAUCCCUCCGUGCCCAUCUCCAACGACGAGGAUAAGGACAACCGUGUGGAGCGAACUUUCGGCGAUAUCGAGCAGCGCAAAAAGUACUCUCAUGUGGAUCUGAUCCAUAUGAUUGGCGGAAUGGAUGCGGAACGCGGUACCGUCACCGCUGGAGCUCGUGGUUACUAUUUAAUGGGCCCGGCAGUGGCCCUCCAACAAGCCUUACUCCAACUGGCCAUGCAGACCUUGAUCAAGAAGGACUUUACGCCUCUGUACACGCCCUUCUUCAUGCGCAAGGAUGUGAUGCAAGAAGUGGCCCAAUUGUCCCAAUUCGAUGACGAAUUGUACAAGGUCACUGGCAAAGGUAGCGAGAGGUCUGACGAUAAAAGCGUGGAUGAGAAAUACCUCAUUGCCACCUCGGAACAGCCCAUUGCGGCAUUUCAUCGCGAGGAGUGGAUCAACGAGAAGGAUCUGCCCAUAAAAUAUGCUGGAAUAUCUACGUGCUUCCGCCAAGAAGUCGGCUCUCACGGUCGAGACACACGUGGCAUCUUCCGUGUCCAUCAAUUUGAAAAGAUCGAGCAAUUUGUCAUCACCUCGCCUCACGAUAACAAGUCUUGGGAUGCUUUGGACGAGAUGAUCGGCAAUGCUGAGGAAUUUUGCCAACUCCUGAACAUCCCCUAUAGGGUGGUUUGUAUCGUAUCAGGAGCUCUGAAUAAUGCUGCCGCGAAGAAACUCGAUUUGGAGGCGUGGUUCCCGGGAUCUGGAGCAUUUAGGGAGCUCGUCUCAUGUUCCAAUUGUUUGGAUUACCAAGCCCGGCGAUUGCGCGUGCGCUACGGACAGACCAAAAAAAUGAACCAAGCUACCGAGUAUUGCCACAUGCUGAAUGGAACGAUGUGUGCCGUGACCCGCGUAAUCUGCGUUUUGAUGGAGCUCAACCAAACCGAGGAAGGGAUCGUAGUUCCCAAGGCCCUCAAGAACUGGAUGCCCGAAAAAUAUCAAGAUUUGAUUCCUUUCGUGAAACCAGCUCCCAUUGAUGAAGCCGAAUCCAAAAAGGUCAAAAAGCAAAAGGACGGUAUGAAAAAAGGCGAUAAAAACGAACAAUGACAAGUUAAACCUCGUUUUUGUUGAGAAAUAAAUAAACCGCUCUGGUUAA
Molecule: messenger RNA, 2019 nt
Organism: Tigriopus californicus
Lineage: Eukaryota; Metazoa; Arthropoda; Copepoda; Harpacticoida; Harpacticidae
Gene: SerRS
Product: serine--tRNA ligase, cytoplasmic-like
Exons: 8
Coding region: 165-1970 (601 amino acids)
Biological process (GO): seryl-tRNA aminoacylation
Cellular component (GO): cytosol
Molecular function (GO): tRNA binding; serine-tRNA ligase activity; ATP binding
Source: RefSeq, a predicted model, not a curated record